AUGUGUUUCAAAGCCCGACCACUUUACCACAAAGAUAAACUAUGGGGGCAGCAGCAUCGGGCGUUUCAACGCAAAUGCAAGCGGAACAUGACCCUAAUGCCAAUUUUCCUUGAUAGUGCCAAAUUCAGGUGGGUACGUUUCUUGGCGAAAGGAGUGGGAAUUGUUGGCGGUUUUGUGGGGAUCUUCUUUGGAGCACUCGGUCUGCUGUCUCUAACGCCUACCUGCGUUAUUGCUGUGUUACUGCAAAUGGUAUUUGGCUUCCUAACAAUUGCAUUAGAGGCUCCUUUCUGUUGUAUGUUCGUAGAUUUCAUCGAAAAGAUUGCACAGUUCAGUGAGUCACGAAAGCACUGGCACAAAGCAAUUCUUUAUGGGACGAUGGGUAUUAUACCCAUUGUUAUGUGCUUUGAACUAAAUACUUUCCUUGGUUCGGGCAUGAUCUUCGCUUGUGGCACUAUCUAUGGAUUCAUGGCUCUAGGGAAAAAGGCGGAUCGAGGAACGAUGAUGGCUGCCGGAGAUCCGGCAUGGAGUCCUCAAGUUAAUCAGCCGUCAGUUUCUUAG
Cooperia oncophora is the source of this 558-nucleotide messenger RNA. The record is from the annotation of a GenBank genome assembly. NCBI's taxonomy places the organism in Eukaryota, Metazoa, Nematoda, Chromadorea, Rhabditida, Trichostrongylidae.